Clupea harengus (Atlantic herring) is the source of this 2084-nucleotide messenger RNA. RefSeq names its product nuclear envelope integral membrane protein 2 (gene nemp2). The record is from RefSeq and is a predicted model, not a curated record. NCBI's taxonomy places the organism in Eukaryota, Metazoa, Chordata, Actinopteri, Clupeiformes, Clupeidae. Gene Ontology annotation, cellular component: nuclear envelope.
GCAAUCGAGGAAAUUCAGUCAGUGAGUGGGGAAACUAUUAUGUGAAUGAUAUUGCCCCGGCAUGAUCAUUUUGUCGUUAUCUGCUUGAUAGCUGCUUGGCCAAUUUAUUGGGUUGCCAUGGAGCAUGAGGUUGAAAACAGGUCCGAUCAAAGUUCGGCUUGUUAUGUCUUGCAAGUCAACGUCCACCGAUUUUGAAAGUACUGUCAGAGAAGCCUGUGAGCUAGUGGAGUGAGCCACUGUAGCUAGUUAGCUUGCUAUGUUGUUAUCGUACAGAUAGUAAGCUUAACCAGCCAUCAACAUGAAACAUGUGGCCUCUUUAUUAGUUAUUGUUUUAUGGGUUUUCAUUUGCUGGCCUAGUGUAGAAAGCAGAAAUGGAUACUCGUAUGCAGAUUGUACAUAUUUGAAAGAAAAUGAGGAUACAACAAUGUAUGGACGUCGAUGUUUUUGUUAUAACUCUGGUAGAGGGAUAAAAUGGAAAGACAUCUGGUCCACUUUUCAGGUUCGUGUUACGGGCAAUGACAACGAUGAUGUUGUGGCUGUGUACCCGAUGGAGACGAGGAAUUGUCACGACCCCGACGACCUUCUCAUGUUGGCCAAGUGCACCGUGGAGCACUACUGGCCGCCCGCAGUGGAGCGAGGGAAGACCCUGGACAUACCGCUGGUGGAGGAGGACGUCUGCUUCAUGGUCAAGAGCCCUAGAGCCAGCACAGAGUACACACUCCACGUGUCUGGCAAAAGGUUGAAUAAAAUGCGGUUUGCUCUCUUCAUUGGCGGGCUGCUCUUGUUCUGCGUUGCUGGGAGUAUUUGCAGGAGCUCCGUCUUCUAUUACACUACUGGAGUUACGUUUGGCAUCGUUUCCAUUUUAUUGCUGCUGCUUUUCGUCAUGAAAAACUUCAUUCCAAAAAGAGGUGUGUUCUUGGCAUUUUUUGGUGCCAGCACCGGCGUUUCCUACCUGGGCUUUCAGAAGGUGAUGGUAGCGUGGGAGGACAUCACGAAGAACUACUGGCGGGAGAUGCUGGGCUACCUUGCAGUAACGAGCUUCAUCAGCUUUGCGCUGUGCUACAAGCGCGGCCCCAUCACCUGUGAGCGAACUCUGACCUUGAUGUCCUGGUGCGUGCAGAGUGUCGCCCUGACCAUGCUGUGGGCGGGCAUCUGCUACCCUCCGGCUGCCUACACCCUGGUGGGGGCGCUGAUGAGCUUGAGGCUCCUGCCUCUGGUGGGCACCAUUCUGGGAGCCCUCUGCAGGUUGAUUCAGAACCUUCUCUGCUCUUUCCUGGGCCUGUUCCGGCGCCGGCGCCGGCCCGUGACCCGGUUCCUGACAGAGGAGGAGUACCGAGAGCAAGGGGAGGUGCACACCCGUACUUCGCUGGAACAGCUGAGGGAACACUGCCGAAGCCCAGGGUUCCCCGCAUGGGACACGGUUCUCAAACUCGGCAACCCACAGAGGUUUGCAGACUUUUUGCGUGGCGGUUCGCAUGUGGACGCGGUGGAACAGGAGUCGCACGAGGUGCAUUACGGUUUGGGCGGUGCCUACUACGAGAACGUGCUCUUCAAUGGCGAGUGCAAUCACGGCUGGGGCCUGCACCACGGCAACGGAGACGACCUCAACGGCAACGGCGGCGGCGGUGGCGACAUUAGCGAGGAUGAGCUGGAGUCAUACUCCCGGGCGCCCCCAACACUCAACCCCAUUCCCACCCCCAGCCCGACCCUGCUCAGUUUCCCUACUUACACCCCUCCUCCAGCCCCCCCUUCCCAGUUUUGCCCCUACCCUCCCGCCCCAGUCACUUCCCUCUACCCUCCGCUCCCGGAGCCCAUGGACGUGGAGGAGGAGGAGGACCUCUUCUGAGCCGCACAGUGCCAGCGGUUUGGACGCUCACAUGACCAAUUUGGGAUCCCUCACUGGCGACUUCCUGCCAAAGCCAUGGUCAAAAGUUUUUCGAAAUUUCUGGAAAAGUCACUCUGGAGUGCACUGAUUUACUGACCGUAGUCUGGUUUUAGGUGAGGCUGGAUACAGAGGACUCUAUAGUUUCAGUGAUAUCUGUCAAUGUUCUGUGGUUUUGUUUAGUUUUUUUAUUCUUGCAUUU